Erythranthe guttata (spotted monkey flower) is the source of this 1383-nucleotide messenger RNA. NCBI's taxonomy places the organism in Eukaryota, Viridiplantae, Streptophyta, Magnoliopsida, Lamiales, Phrymaceae. The record is from RefSeq and is a predicted model, not a curated record.
CCCCCUCCUUUCUUUGUUUCAGGAUAUUUUCCCUGUGAGGUAUCGUUUCUUGAUUCUGUUUCUUAUAUGAUUGAGCCCGAGGAUAACAUUACAUUUGCUCGUUUCUCUUUGGGAUUUGUUGAAAAAGACGAGAUUACCCUUCUCACUGAAACUAACGAAGCUCGAUUUGGAGGACAUCAAAGUCUUAAAGAUAGAGAGAAGUCCUAUAAUGCAACAAAUCAAACAAUUCAUUGUGGCUUUGUGAAGUUCCCGAAUGAAACCUCAAGCAGUACUGGAUUUGAUUUAAAUGAGAAGGACAAAGAAUAUAUGAAUACAUGCAAAAUUGUCGUUUCGUCGUGCAUUUUUGGAAGCUCCGAUUUUUUGAGAAGGCCAACUAGCAAAGUGAUUAGUGAGUACUCAAAGAAAAACGUUUGUUUUGUUAUGUUUGUUGACGAGCAAAGUUUAGCUAAACUCUCAUCCGAAGGAAACGUUGUGGAUGAAAGAGGAAACAUUGGGCUAUGGAAAAUAGUUGUUGUGAAGAAUUUACCCUAUAAUGAUAAUCGGAAAACUGGAAAGGUGCCAAAAUUUCUAUCACAUCGCCUUUUUCCUUCUUCUAGGUACUCUAUUUGGCUCGAUAGCAAGCUUCGACUAAAUGCUGAUCCAAUGAAGAUAAUCGAAUACUUUUUGUGGCGAAAGGGUUCAGAAUAUGCUAUUUCGAAUCAUUAUAUUCGCCACUGCGUGUGGGAUGAAAUACUCCAAAAUAAAAGGCUAAAUAAGUACAAUCACUCUGCUUUAGACGAACAGUUUUAUUUCUAUCAAUCUGAUGGUCUCACAAAGUACGACUCGUCAGACCCGAAAAUCCCUCUUCCAAGCUUUGUACCAGAAGGAUCGUUCAUUGUGAGGGCGCAUACGCCAAUGUCGAAUUUAUUUUCGUGCCUUUGGUUUAAUGAAGUUGAUCGAUUUACGUCACGUGAUCAGCUGAGCUUUGCGUAUACUUACUUGAAGCUGAAGAGACUUAAUCCCGACAAACGCUUCCAUUUGAAUAUGUUCAAGGACUGCGAGCGAAGAACAAUCACAAAGCUGUUUCGUCAUAGAACCGACACGUAGAGAUUCUAACAACGGGGUAUCGUAGAUUUGAAUUCGACAGGUUUUAGAGACAAUUUGCUGCCAUUCAUUCUUCAUCAAGCUGCACUGAAUUUAGUUGUGCUUGUUUGCGGGGAACAUUUUUCGGUUUCGGUUUGUAUUGAGACAUACAGCCAUAAAUAGGAAAUGGGAAGUCUUGUGUAAACGAAGUCUAUAAACGAAUUAUAUUUUCAUGUAAUAAUAAACAAUACAGCUACACUUCUAUAAAUUAAUACAGUUGAGACUACGAAAAUUCUAUUAAUUUAAAGAAAUAUUAAAUUA